Messenger RNA from Prunus armeniaca (apricot), 1431 nucleotides. The record is from the annotation of a GenBank genome assembly. NCBI's taxonomy places the organism in Eukaryota, Viridiplantae, Streptophyta, Magnoliopsida, Rosales, Rosaceae.
AUGUCAAACGCAAAGUAUAUGUCUGUGGCAGUGAGGGAAAACUACGAUGAUCUUGGUCCCAACAACACUGCUCUUGCCCUUAUAGAUGAUAACGGCGAUCUUAUGUCUAACCCAAAGAAGAGUUCUACAAUUUCAUCAUUGGAGAACCAGCGUCUUCAUCACGACACCCCUAUUACUUAUCAUGUCGUGAAGGUGAACCAAUCUGACUCUAAUGUGCGUAAUAGAAUAAAAAGAAAGUUGGAGGAAAUUGAAGGAGCACAUUCAGUCUCAGCGAAGCUUUAUGAAAGGGGAGGAAAUAGGUAUGGUGCCAAGAUAACAGUUUGUGGCGAUCAUGUAGAUCCAGUCACAAUCAUUCAGACAAUACUUACGGAUGCAGAGAUUUUGUCCUACAAAAUAGAAAAGAACCCUUGUGAUGAAGCCUUUAACAACCAUAUUCAGAAUGAAAGACCUGCCGAGGACUUGAAAAUUCUCUAUUCUAAGAUCCCUUAUGUUGUGAAGGUCGUUAACCUGUGUUGUUCGGAACGCCUUAACAGAAUAAAGAGAGAGUUGAACAAAACUGACGGAAUAAAUUGCGUGACAGUAGAUCAUGAUCAUUGGAGGAUAGCAGUUUCUGGUGAUCAUGUAGAUCCGGCCACACUGGUAAAGACAAUAGAAAAGUAUGCACAGAUUAAGCCCCACAGAAAUGCCAAGGACAAACCUGUUGCUGCAGCAGCACAAGGAUUCAAAAACAAGAAAAACUUCCAAUUUGAGGUUCCAAGUCAUUGGAUUGCUUAUUAUUUUGAGGCGAUACAGAAAAAUUUGUUGCAGGAAAUAAAUGGAAUAAAAUCCAUCACCAUGAAUGCAUGCAAACGCACGAUAGCAGUUUGUGGUGAUAUUGUAGACCCAGCCACAGUCAUAGAGACAAUAUCAAGGGUUUGUAAGGCACGUCGUACAGAGCUUGUGUCCUACGACAAGAAGAAUUCAAAUCUUGCACAAGGUCGAACGAUCAAGAAUAAUGAUCACUUCAUUCAAAACGACACAAAAUUAUCCCCUAAUUAUAACAAGGAUGCCAUUGUUCCUGCGUCAAUGGAGAACCGCAGUACUACUCAGGUUGCUCUUCCAUUGAUGAAGAAGAACCGCCGUUUUGAUGGUCCGGUGACUUGUGUUUUGAAGGUGCAUUGUCCAGGUUGUCUUGACGAAAUAACGGAAACGUUGCACAAAAUAAAAGGAGUAGAUUUCGUCUUCAGCUUCUCAAAAUAUGGACCUCAUGAAUGGGAAGUAAAAGUUUUUGGUGAUAUAGAUCCACUCACAAUCACGAACACAGUAUUGACAAAAUACAAGAGAACAGUUACGCUUUCGGCCUACGAGGACUUUCGUCGUCCCCAGAAGAAACCAGCUGGGAUUUUGCAGCGACUGGUUUCCGUUUUCCAAACUUUUUGCGACGACUUUUGA